AUGGUGGAUGUGCGUGUUCCAGACGGCAACCCACUGAGGUGGGAGCUGUCCGCUGACUCUGAAGCCCUCUGCUGGAGCGCUGGCAACCCAACCGCUUUCGUGGCAUCCUCAGAGGAUGGAAUGGUGGUGGCCCUUGAUGCACGAGGGGGUGCAGGCUCAUCACCUCUCUACCGGCUUGCAGCGCAUGAGAAGCCCACAACCUGCCUGGGUUUUUGCCCAGCGGUGCCCAAUUUGCUGAUGACGGCAUCUGUGGACAAGCAGGUCAAGCUGUGGGAUGUGUCAAACAAUCAGCCAGGCUUGGUGGCCAGCGAGGCCAUCAAUGCAGGAGCCAUAUUCGCGGCGACGUUCUGCGGCCCAGAUUUCCCCUUCCUCAUCGCAGCUGGCGGCGACAAGGGAAGCCUUGUAGUGUGGGAUACCCUGGCAGUUCCUGCAGUGGCAAAGAGGUGCACCGGUGCAGCGAGGCCAAAGGUCUACGAGUCCCAGGAAUAG
This is a messenger RNA of Ostreobium quekettii, 489 nucleotides long. Lineage: Eukaryota; Viridiplantae; Chlorophyta; Ulvophyceae; Bryopsidales; Ostreobiaceae. The record is from the annotation of a GenBank genome assembly.